Tetrahymena thermophila SB210 is the source of this 1155-nucleotide messenger RNA. RefSeq names its product transmembrane protein, putative. Gene Ontology annotation, biological process: activation of GTPase activity; nucleocytoplasmic transport. Gene Ontology annotation, cellular component: cytosol; nucleus; perinuclear region of cytoplasm. The record is from RefSeq and is a predicted model, not a curated record. The transcript has 11 exons. Gene Ontology annotation, molecular function: small GTPase binding; GTPase activator activity. NCBI's taxonomy places the organism in Eukaryota, Ciliophora, Oligohymenophorea, Hymenostomatida, Tetrahymenidae.
AUGUUUUUUUAAAAAUUAAAUCUAAUAAGAAGUUUAAUAAAUUUUUUAAAAAAUUUUUAAAUUUUCUUGACUGUCUAUUAAAAGAAAGAUAAUUAAUGUUAAUAAUAAAUAUCUUAAAGGUAAAAAUUAAAAAAAUAAAAUUAAAAGAAAAAUAGAAUGAUAUAUAAAGAUAAAUAAUAAUUUUUAAUCACACAAAGCAACGAUUAAUAAAACUUAAAACUAAAAUUUAACGAUAUAAAUAGUCAAGAUAUUUCAGACUUAUCAUAUAAAUUGUAGUUUUUCAAAAACUUAAAAUCUCUCAUUCUUGAAAUCAAAAAAAAUUAGCUAAAAAAUUAAGAUGCUUUAGAAAUAAUAUCUCGUGUAUGUUAAUUGGAAGUUUUAUCAGAAUUGUAAAUAGAUCUUUCGUAAAUAAUUUCAAGGUAAAAUUUAGUUGAUAAUACAGGCUUAGCACAAAUUGGUAAACAAAUAUCUUAAAUAAAAAACCUUUAAACCCUUAAACUUGAGUUAUCAUAAAAUCACUUAAACAACAAAGGAGUAGAAGAGUUAAUUUAAUGUUUACAAAAGAAUAAGAAUAUCUGUAAUUUGGAUUUAAAUUUAGGUUUUUUUAUGUUAUACAGAAACUUGAGGCUUGAUAAAUAAGGAGCUUCAAUUAUUGGCGAAGGAUUAUAUAAGAUUUCUAAUCUAAAAAUAUUAUUUUUAGGGUUAUAAUGUAAUAAAAUCGAAGAUGAGGGAGCUCGCAUAAUAGUGACAGAAUUAAAGGAAAAUAUUAACAUAACUAAUUUUUAUUUAAAUUUAUCGUAAAAUAAUAUUACUAACAUUGGAGCAGCUUAUUUAGGUACAUACUUAGGUCAAUUUAAGAACAUUGAAUAUUUAAAGUUAGCAUUAUAAUCUAAUAAAAUAGAAAACUAAGGGUUUUUUGAAUUGGUUGAAGGAUUAGGGUAUUGCAAAACUCUAAAAAGUUUAAUUAUCGUUUUAAAGUAAAUAUUUGUUCAAUUUAUUUUUAAAAUUUCAUCAAGUAUUUAAAUAUUUAUUAAUGGGAAUAUUUUAUAUUUUAUUAGCCUUUAACUAAUACCCAUUCAUAUUAUUUUUAUUUUAUUCUUUGAAUAUUUCCUUCAAAUUUCUCUUAAUUACUUGUUUAAAAAUUCUUAUGAAUGA